Xenopus tropicalis (tropical clawed frog) is the source of this 1823-nucleotide messenger RNA. RefSeq names its product aquaporin 7 (gene aqp7). Lineage: Eukaryota; Metazoa; Chordata; Amphibia; Anura; Pipidae. Gene Ontology annotation, biological process: transmembrane transport; urea transmembrane transport. The record is from RefSeq and is marked provisional. Gene Ontology annotation, cellular component: membrane; plasma membrane. Gene Ontology annotation, molecular function: channel activity.
GCACGUGUUAGUGUUUAACCAGCGAGCAGGGCAGGUAGCAAAGUGUAACUCCCCGACCCACUCGCCGCUCUACACAAGCCAACAUGAAGACCUACGGGAAAAUCAUCCGCAAGAUCCGCUGUGCCAUUUCCAUCCGCAAUAGGUGGGCACGGGAAGCCCUGGCAGAGCUCCUAUCCACCUUCAUCAUGAUGCUCUUCGGACUGGGAUCUUGUGCCCAAGUGGUUUUAGGAAAACACGAGUUUGGCCAAUAUCUCAGCAUCAAUCUCUCGUUUGGGUUUGGCGUCACGAUGGGGAUCCAUGUGGCUGGAGGAGUAUCUGGUGCUCAUAUGAACUCGGCUGUGUCGCUGACAAACUGCGUUUUGGGGAAUCUGCCUUGGAGAAAAUUGCCAGUUUAUGUACUGGCCCAAAUGCUCGGCUCCUUCCUGGCGGCUGUAGUGGUGUAUUGCCUCUAUUCUGAGGCCUUGUACAACUACUGCGGCGGCAUCUUCACAGUUACAGGUCCAAAUGAGACAGCCAGUAUAUUUGCAACAUACCCACAGCCCUACCUGUCCAUUGGAGGAGGGUUCUUGGACCAGGUCAUUGGCACGGGAGCCUUGUUACUUUGCCUCCUUGCGAUUGGUGAUAGAAAGAAUAGCCCGGCCCUGAAGGGGACUGAAGCUGUUAUAGUUGGACUAUUGGUCACUGUUAUUGGGAUGUCUAUGGGAAUGAAUUCUGGAUAUGCCAUCAACCCGGCAAGGGAUCUUGGGCCCCGGAUCUUUACUGCCAUUGCCGGAUGGGGAAUAGAAGUAUUCAGGGCCGGACAUUACUGGAGCUGGGUGCCCAUUGUGGCCCCCUGUGUGGGUGGCCUGACCGGUGCCUUUCUGUACAAGCUGCUAGUUGGGCUGCACCAUCAGCCGGAGGAAGAGGAGACUAAGGAGGAAGAAGUGACUAAAAUGGAUGAGAUGGAGAAAGGCAACCCAGAGACUUUCAGCGAGUUCAUGUAAAUGACAGGAGACGGCAACCACGGAACCGGCUGGCCCGUAACCUUGUCGCCUUUGGUGGGACACUCGGCGGCUGUCAUUAUACAUAGCGGCUACAGUCUACAUACAGCGGCCAUAUACGCAAUGUGCCCGGCUAGUGGCCCAGGCAGCCUUCCCCUUGGCUCACAGAUUCCUGGGGGUGGAAGGUGGCUACAAAGACUUCCUAUGCCAUAUACAGUAUAUAUAUAUAUUAGCUGAACUGCCAAUUGCACACGGCCAGAUUUCUCUGCAUAGGAGCCUCAUUUUGCAAAGUGUGGGGCAUCACUGGGUGCAAAAGCAGGUGCUAAAGCGGUGCCCCUGUAUUAAUGCCAUACAAAUGCAACUAUAGGAAGCAGCAAUUCUGAGAUACAUGUAGCACUAUAGCACUUUAGAGAAAUAAUAAGAUACCUAUGUGUUAUACAGGAUUAUUUCUAUUCUGUUCCUCAACCUAAUCUUGUUAUUGCCAGCUCCAACCAAUCCGAUCGUCAGAUGCUGAUAGGUGUCACCUUGCUGCCAAGCGCUACUGACAAGCUGCAAAACUGAAUGUCUAAUUUGCAGCAUUCCUGGCUCUUAGCAUCUGAGUCAAUCGGCCAUUAGCGCUACACGGCCUACAUGGUGCUAAUUAUUGUUAAUUACAGCUGGAGAGACUUAUUAUAACGCAGUGAUUAAUUCCAUGGGAGCAAUCAGUGUUCCGCUCCUGACUGUGUAACGUUGUUGUUGGUUCCUUAUAACCAGCCAUUCUUAGUUCUGUGGAAAAUGGAUACAAAAUGUCAUGUGUCGUGUGUAUAAACCAGGGAAGAACUGCAAUAAAAUCUUUCACAGGCA